Lemur catta (Ring-tailed lemur) is the source of this 1062-nucleotide messenger RNA. It is a transcript of the gene ENHO, whose product is annotated as energy homeostasis associated. Bases 416 to 646 code for a protein of 76 amino acids. The record is from RefSeq and is a predicted model, not a curated record. The transcript has 2 exons. Gene Ontology annotation, cellular component: plasma membrane. Gene Ontology annotation, biological process: positive regulation of Notch signaling pathway. NCBI's taxonomy places the organism in Eukaryota, Metazoa, Chordata, Mammalia, Primates, Lemuridae.
GCGGCCGCGGAGGAGGUGCCGCCCCAGGGGGAGGAGGUGCCCGCUCGCCGCAGACCGCCCGCGGCAGAGGCCGCCCCGGUCGCGCCGCGGCUGGAGCGGCCGGCAGAGGCUGCGCGGCCGAGGGGGAGGGCCCGGGGAGUGGACGUCGCCCCUGCCGGCCUCCCGCCGCCCCCUGUCCGCAGGUUCCAGAGCCUCAGUCGGCGCCGAGCAUCCCGCUGCCCCGGCUCCUCCCGCGGGCGCGCACCGGGCUCAACUCAGGCUCAGGACUGCAGGUAGACAUCUCCACUGCCCAGGAAUCAUUGAGCUUGCGGAAAGGACAGCCUCCUUGGAAGGCCAUACUGGAGUCCCACCUCGGCAUGGGCCUUGCCACUGAGGCAGCCCUGCUGUCUGUGCUGCUCUGAGGGUGCUGCCCGUCAUGGGGGCAGCCAUCUCCCAGGGGGCCCUCAUUGCCAUCGUCUGCAACGGCCUUGUAGGCUUCUUGCUGCUGCUGCUCUGGGUCAUUCUCUGCUGGGCCUGCCACUCUCGCUCUGCUGACAUCGACUCUCUCUCCGAAUCCAGUCCCAACUCCAGCCCUGGCCCCUGUCCUGAGAAGGCACCACCGCCCCAGAAGCCUAGCCAUGAAGGUAGCUACCUGCUGCAGCCCUGAAGGCCCCUGGCCUAGCCUGGAGCCUGGGACCUAAGUCCGUCACACCCAGAGCCUGGAAUCAGGAUUCCAGAGUUCGGCCAGCCUGGGAUCCAGAACUCAGAGUCCAGCCUGCUUGGAGCUGAACCCAGCAGCCCAGAGUCUAGCCAGCCUGGCUCCAAGAGGGCCUCAGUGGCCCUAGGGAGAUGGGCCUGGGGUGGGGGUUCAUGAGUUGGUGCUAGGGCCAGGGCCAUCUGGACUCUGCUCCAUCCCAAGGGCCAGGGACUGGGCCCACCCUUUCCCUAGGCUGAGUGCCUCUAGGCCCUCUAGGUUGGGGAAGCAAACUGGAACCCAUGGCAAUAAUGGGAGGGUGUCUAGGCUGGGCCCCUCCCCUGGUCCUCCCACUGUUUGCUGGAUAAUAAAUGGAACUAUGGCUCUAC